Lodderomyces jiufengensis is the source of this 903-nucleotide messenger RNA. It is a transcript of the gene ATP3, whose product is annotated as F1F0 ATP synthase subunit gamma. Lineage: Eukaryota; Fungi; Ascomycota; Pichiomycetes; Serinales; Debaryomycetaceae. The coding region runs from base 1 to 903 and encodes 300 amino acids. The record is from RefSeq and is a predicted model, not a curated record. Gene Ontology annotation, biological process: proton motive force-driven ATP synthesis. The transcript has 2 exons. Gene Ontology annotation, molecular function: proton-transporting ATP synthase activity, rotational mechanism.
AUGUUUCGUUUAGCUGUUAGACAAGCUGCUCGUUCAGCUCCACGUGUAAGAAACUAUGCAACUUUACGUGAAAUUGAAGAUAGAUUGAAAUCAAUUAAAAAUAUUGAAAAAAUUACAAAUACAAUGAAAAUUGUUGCAUCAACAAGAUUAAAUAAAGCUCAAAGAGCAAUGCAAGCAUCAAGAGUUUUCAAUGAAUCAGAAGCUGAUUUUAAUGAAAAUACUGAUCCAAAAGAAGCAGAACAAGCAUUUGAAAAAGAAGAAACUAAAGAAAAUGCUAAACCAGAAAAAACUCUUUUAAUUGUUGUUUCAUCAGAUAAAGGAUUAUGUGGAUCAAUUCAUUCACAAUUAGCAAAAGCUUCAAGAAAAAGAAUUGCAGAAUUAAAUGGUAAUGUUGAUAUUGUUGCCAUUGGUGAUAAAGUUCGUGCUCAAUUACAUAGAUCAAAUCCAAAUGAUAUAGUAUUAGCUUUUAAUGGUGUUGGAAAACAAGAACCAAAUUUUACAGAAGUUGCUUUAAUUGCUGAUGAAAUUGCAAAAUUAGGUCAUUAUGAUAAUGUUGAAAUUAUAUAUAAUAAAUUUGUUUCUGGUGUUUCAUUUGAACCUUCAACUUUUAAUAUUUAUGCAGCUGAUAUUAUUGCAAAUUCUCCAGGUAUAAAUAAAUAUGAAUUAGAAGGUGAAGAUCCAGUUCAAACUUUAAGUGAAUUUUCUUUAGCUAAUAAUUUAUUAACUGCAAUGGCUGAAGGUUAUGCAUCAGAAAUUUCAGCAAGAAGAAAUGCUAUGGAUAAUGCAUCUAAAAAUGCUGGUGAUAUGAUUAAUUCUUAUUCUAUUUUAUAUAAUAGAACUAGACAAGCUGUUAUUACUAAUGAAUUAGUUGAUAUUAUUACUGGUGCUUCAUCAUUGGAAUAG